AGAUUAGUAAACCUUUAACUCACGUAAAUGCAAUACAAAAAGAAAGCAAACAAGUUGUGUUUGCAUCCCAUAAGAAACACACACAAAAAAUAGCACCCAACAAAAAUAACCAAUACGAAGACCAACAAAAAAACCACAUACAAUACAAAACAACACAAACAAAAGCUCUCUACAAGCACAACAAUGGCUGAGCUUGAGAGCCCUGAGGUGAUGCCCAAGGUCAUAAACUUCCUCUCCUGUCUCCUCCACCGCGUCGCCGAGUCCAACGACACCACUUCCCGAUUGGAUACGCAGAGAAUUUCAGUGUUCCAUGGCCUCACAAGGCCUACCAUCUCCAUCCAGAGCUACCUUGAGAGGAUCUUCAAGUAUGCCAACUGUAGCCCAUCUUGUUUCAUUGUUGCCUACGUUUAUCUCGACCGUUUCACGCAGAAGCAGCCCUUGUUGCCCAUCAAUUCUUUCAAUGUGCACCGCUUGCUUAUUACUAGUGUUUUGGUGUCUGCAAAGUUUAUGGAUGACAUGUAUUACAACAAUGCUUACUAUGCUAAAGUUGGAGGAAUAAGCACCACAGAAAUGAACCUUCUUGAGGUGGACUUCUUAUUUGGUUUGGGGUUCCAAUUAAAUGUGACACCCAACACCUUCUACACCUACUGCUCUUAUCUUCAAAGAGAGAUGCUACUCCUCCAAUCCCCUCUACAUUUAGAAGAACCCACUCUAAAUUUGGAGAGACCUAUAAAGCUCCAUUGCUGCUUCAAUGAAGAUGAUUCCACCCAUCAAAAACAACUUGCCGUCUAGGCACUUUUGGAAGGUCUGCCCAAUGAUUCUACAACAAGAAUUUGGUAAUAGUUAUGUGGGCUCAAACUGCUCAAACUCCAUCUGGACUUGGGGGAUUGUGAGUAGGUACAUUGGUAACCAAGGAGUCAAAAUUUCCCAUUUGACAUGUGAGGCUCAUAAUCCCAUGCACUCAUUAUACAUUUGGUCAAGCUCUUUUUACAUGGGUUCCUACAUUUUCCCAGUGUACUUUUUCCUUCUUUUUUUUUGUUUUAAUUUUCUUCUUAGGGUUAUGAAUUUUGGACCAUUUUAUUUUUGUUUUGUUAAAUAGUAGUAGAUUGUUGUUGUUCCUUUCCUUAAUUGGUGGUUUUGUACAGAUGGACAUUUUGUGUGUGUUUACAGAGUGGCUAACAUGAUCAAA
Molecule: messenger RNA, 1189 nt
Organism: Quercus lobata
Lineage: Eukaryota; Viridiplantae; Streptophyta; Magnoliopsida; Fagales; Fagaceae
Product: cyclin-U4-1-like
Exons: 2
Coding region: 184-792 (202 amino acids)
Biological process (GO): regulation of cyclin-dependent protein serine/threonine kinase activity
Molecular function (GO): protein kinase binding
Source: RefSeq, a predicted model, not a curated record